ACGACAACGUGUUAGAAGCCCAGGUCCAAUUCACAAUAAAAGCCCACAAAAAUAUCACCACCUUCACUCGAAUUUUCCAUUUCUCUUUCUCUUCUUCAAAACCAGUGCUACACAAAUUCAUCUUCAAGAUCUAGAUCCAAAUCCAUCAAUGGCGACACCAGAUCAUCUCUUCAACCUCCGCAACAACUUCUACCUCGGCGCAUACCAAGCUGCAAUCAACAGCAGCGAAGUCUCCAACCUCUCUCCCGACGACAUCAUCGAACGCGACACACUCGUUUUCCGUUGCUACAUCUCUCUUGGUCAGUUACAGUUCGUCAUCUCCGAAAUCAACGAUUCCGCUCCCACUCCUCUUCAAGCCGUUAAAUUGCUCGCUCUUUAUUUCUCAUCACCCGAUUCAAAGGAAUCGGCGAUCGCGAGUAUUAAAGAAUGGCUUGCGGAUCCUGCGAUUGGGAACAAUGCUACGUUGAGGCUUGUUGCUGGGAUUAUUUUUUUGCAUGAACAGGAUUUCAAUGAGGCGUUGAAGUAUACUAAUGCCGGUGGAACCAUGGAACUGACUGCGUUGAAUGUGCAAAUCUUUAUUAAGAUGCAUAGGUCUGAUUAUGCUGAGAGACAGCUUAGGAUUAUGCAGCAGAUUGAUGAGGAUCAUACUCUUACUCAGCUUGCAAAUGCUUGGCUUGAUUUGGCUGUGGGAGGGGCAAAGAUCCAAGAGGCGCAUUUGAUCUUCCAAGAUUUGUCUGAGAGAUAUCAGUCUACUAGUUUGCUCUUGAAUGGCAAGGCUGUUUGCUGCAUGCAAAUGGGUAACUUUGAUGAAGCUGAGACUCUUUUGGUGGAAGCACUCAACAAGGAUGCUAGGGAUCCAGAAACACUGGCAAAUCUUGUUGUAUGCUGUCUUCAUCUUGGAAAACCAUCUUCUAAAUCAUUCAGCCAGCUGAAACUUUCACACCCAGAUCAUGUACUGGUCAAGAGGGUAUCAGCAGCUGAAGAAAGCUUUGAUAGAGCGCUACAAUCUGCUUCAUGAGCUCGUGAUCGAUAUUUUUCAUUAUUUGAAUGGUGUGUGUGGUCUUCCCAUGCAAUUUUUACACCUUAUUGUGGUUAUUGUAUUGUCGCGUAUAACCAGUUGGGUAAAAUGUGUUAUAGGAUUCAAAUUUUAUGAUAAUGUUUGUCUUAAGUCUUGAUGUUACAAAAACUAUAGCUGAUAUUAAUUUGUUGCAAGUUCAUUUCCAUUAUAUUUUUACUUGAAAAGGAA
Messenger RNA from Medicago truncatula (barrel medic), 1246 nucleotides. Its product is annotated as coatomer subunit epsilon-2. Gene Ontology annotation, cellular component: COPI vesicle coat. Gene Ontology annotation, biological process: endoplasmic reticulum to Golgi vesicle-mediated transport; intra-Golgi vesicle-mediated transport; retrograde vesicle-mediated transport, Golgi to endoplasmic reticulum. The coding region runs from base 149 to 1018 and encodes 289 amino acids. The record is from RefSeq and is a predicted model, not a curated record. The transcript is spliced from 6 exons. NCBI's taxonomy places the organism in Eukaryota, Viridiplantae, Streptophyta, Magnoliopsida, Fabales, Fabaceae. Gene Ontology annotation, molecular function: structural molecule activity; protein binding.